Messenger RNA from Hyla sarda, 1844 nucleotides. It is a transcript of the gene CSAD, whose product is annotated as cysteine sulfinic acid decarboxylase. Gene Ontology annotation, biological process: carboxylic acid metabolic process. Bases 62 to 1534 code for a protein of 490 amino acids. NCBI's taxonomy places the organism in Eukaryota, Metazoa, Chordata, Amphibia, Anura, Hylidae. Gene Ontology annotation, cellular component: cytoplasm. Gene Ontology annotation, molecular function: sulfinoalanine decarboxylase activity; pyridoxal phosphate binding. The record is from RefSeq and is a predicted model, not a curated record. The transcript is spliced from 15 exons.
UGCCUUCUUACAUAUCUGCUGGUUUCAUCGUCUCUACCAAGGUUUCCAACUGAGCACUGCAAUGGCAAGAGAAAGUUUUUCUCUAGACAAAGACGACACUGGGGAUGAAUUCUUGAAGGAGGCUUUUAAGAUAUUAAUGGAAGAGGCUAUCCAGAAUGGCACAGACAGAAACCAUAAGGUCUGCCAAUGGAUGGAACCAGAAGAGCUAAAAAGAGUUAUUGAUUUAAAACUACAGCAUGAAGGAGAAUCUCAAGAUGUUUUGUUGGGUUACUGCAAAAACAUUAUCAGGCUGAGUGUUAAAACAGGGCACCCACGAUUCUUCAAUCAGCUCUUCUCAGGGUUGGAUCGCCAUGCUUUGACUGGAAGGAUCAUAACUGAGGCCUUGAACACCAGCCAAUACACCUAUGAAGUUGCUCCGGUUUUUGUCCUGAUGGAAAAUGAAGUACUUAAAGCAAUGAGAAGCUUUAUAGGGUGGAAAACGGGAGAUGGGAUAUUUUGCCCAGGUGGCUCAAUUUCUAAUAUGUAUGCCUUGAAUGUGGCUCGAUUUCAGCGAUUUCCAGAGUGCAAACAGAAAGGAAUGCAUGAACUGCCCCGACUGGUGGUAUUUACAUCACAAGAGAGUCACUAUUCUGUCCAGAAGGGGGCAGCAUUUCUAGGCAUUGGAACAGAUAAUGUAAUCCUUGUGGAGACAAAUGACAGAGGGAAAAUGAUUCCAGAAGAUUUGGAACAUAAAAUACAGAAAAUAAAAAAUGAGGGUUCUGUGCCUUUCCUGGUAAGUGCAACUUGUGGGACGACUGUUUUUGGAGCUUUUGAUCCCCUUGAAGGAAUAGCUGAAGUGUGUAAGCAGCAUAGUCUAUGGCUUCAUGUAGAUGCUGCAUGGGGAGGCAGUGCCUUGUUAUCCAGUAAACACAGACACCUACUGAAGGGAAUAGAGAGGGCAGAUUCGGUGACAUGGAAUCCUCACAAAUUAUUAGGUGUUGGUCUGCAAUGUUCUGCUUUCCUCCUGCGGGACACAACUCAAAUACUAGAACAAUGUCAUUCAGCUAAAGCAACCUACCUGUUCCAAACAGACAAAUUUUACAGCCUGAAGUAUGACACUGGUGAUAAAUCAAUCCAAUGUGGUCGCCGAGUAGACUGCCUGAAACUCUGGCUAAUGUGGAAAGCACUUGGAUCCAAGGGGCUGGAGAGAAGAGUGGACAGGGUGCUGGAGCAUACAAGAUAUAUGGUUGAGGAGAUGAAGAAGAGAGAUGGCUUCCGCCUGGUUAUCGAGCCAGAGUUUGUGAACUUAUGCUUUUGGUAUGUUCCACCAAGCCUUCGAAACCAAGAGAAUUCCCCAGAUUUCUGGACCAGACUUGAAAAGGUGGCUCCAGUAAUAAAGGAAAGAAUGAUGAAGAACGGUUCAAUGAUGGUAGGCUACCAACCCCAUGGAAGCAGAGUCAACUUCUUCAGGCAGAUUGUUGUGAAUCCACAAGUGACCAAAGAAGAUCUAGACUUCUUCUUAGAUGAAAUUGAAAGGCUGGCUGUAGAUCUGUGAAUUAUCUUCUCACUUGAUAUGAUAAUAAUGUAAUACAUAUACACGGAAAGCAGUUCUUCCAUGGGGUGCUGAUGGAAUGGAUGGCCAACAUGGUCCACGUGCAAUGCCUCCUUUUUUAUGCAAGGUCCAGCAUUAUUGUAGUUGUGUCAUCUGAACUUUAAUAUAUAUAACUUAUAUUUACAUGAACAGGAAAAAAAACUGGAAAAAGUUAGAGGUACUAAGAUAUAGGGCUAUAAGGUUUGGAUUGGACAGACAUAGCUACCUGCAACACUGAAAAAGGAACCAAAAAAUUGUGCACUGGACUAAUAUC